Messenger RNA from Enhydra lutris kenyoni (northern sea otter), 3223 nucleotides. Its product is annotated as mitochondrial inner membrane protein COX18. The coding region runs from base 1 to 1014 and encodes 337 amino acids. Gene Ontology annotation, cellular component: mitochondrial inner membrane. The transcript is spliced from 6 exons. The record is from RefSeq and is a predicted model, not a curated record. Gene Ontology annotation, molecular function: membrane insertase activity. Gene Ontology annotation, biological process: mitochondrial respiratory chain complex IV assembly; protein insertion into mitochondrial inner membrane from matrix. Lineage: Eukaryota; Metazoa; Chordata; Mammalia; Carnivora; Mustelidae.
AUGCUGUUCCGGCUGGGCGGUAGGUGGCUGCGGCCGCUGUCCGUCCUGCAGCUGGGGACCCGGGACCCGCCGCUGGUGCCGGCCUCAGCGGGCGGCAUUAAACACUCUGCUCCGCCGGUGUGGGCGGUGGCGUCCGUCUCUGCAGUUGACUCUGGCGGCCCUGGCAGCUGGUACGAGGCCCUAGCCACGUCGGCGCCGGUGCAGGGCACGGAGGAGGUGCUGCUCGGCAUGCACUCCGCCACAGGUCUGCCCUGGUGGGCCUGCAUCGGUCUCACCACGGUGGCCCUCCGUGGCGCUGUCACGCUACCCCUGGCCGCCUACCAACACUACAUCCUGGCCAAGGUGGAAAAUUUACAGCCAGAAAUAAAAAGCAUUGCAAGGCAUCUUAACCAAGAAGUUGCGGUUCGUGCAAAUCAGUUGAGGUGGUCCAAAAGAGUUGCCAGGCUCACUUACCUAAAGAAUAUGCGAAGGCUUGUUUCCGAGCUGUAUGUUCGGGAUAACUGCCACCCGUUCAAAGCCACUGUAUUGGUCUGGAUUCAGUUUCCAAUGUGGAUCUUCAUGUCUGUUGCUCUCCGGAAUUUUAGCACAGGGGCCACACAUUCAGAAGCAGGUUUUUCCGUUCAGGAACAGUUAGCUACGGAUGGAAUCCUGUGGUUUCCUGAUCUCACUGCACUGGAUUCUACUUGGAUUCUGCCUAUUUCCGUUGGUAUCAUCAAUUUAUUAAUAGUGGAGAUUUUUGCUCUGCAAAAAAUAGGAACGUCUCGUUUUCAGACAUACGUCAUGUACUUCGUUCGUGCGGUAUCGUUGUUGAUGAUUCCAGUCGCCGCGACGGUGCCUUCGUCAAUCGUGCUCUACUGGCUCUGCUCCAGCCUCAUGGGCCUCUCACAGAAUUUGUUGCUGCGCUCUCCCAGGUUUCGUCGCCUUUGCCGGAUACCACUGACCAAGUCGGAUUCAGACAGCCCUUAUAAGGACCUCUUUGCUGCCUUUUACGCCAAGUUCAUUUCAAGAAAAUGACGUGCUUUCCAUUAAUUUUGAAACAAUUGCAAGUGUCACUAUCACAAUAUAUUUACGUUUACAAAUUCAGAUGUGAUUUAAAAAAAAAAUUUUUAAUUUGUCUUUAUUUAAAACCGUGAAUUGUGUGAAGUACUGUGGGUUAAGAUAUAAUCCAAAUAUAUUUGACAAUACCGAAAAUCCUUUAAAUGCUAGAAAUGUAUGUUUGGUUGUAUCCUAAAAAUAUAAAAGUAAAAUCAAAGUACCUUAUAAAAUUAUAACUUGCUAGAGGGGCCAAAACUUUGGAAGACCGGAUUAGAUACUGAAUGAUGUCCGAUUACACUAACUAAUCUCAUACAUUAAAGCUUUUAUAAUGAAAAUACAGUGAGGUGAUUCUUAAAAUUUUGGAGGUGUGGAGGAUCACAGACCCAUUUGCUCAUCUGCUAAGGCUAUGGUUUUCUUUACAGAAAAAUCCUGGGACUCAGCACACGAGGCCUUCAUUGAUGAGCCUCUCUUCCCCCGCCCUGAGGCUUUCUGGUAAUUCCUGGUUGAGAAAUCUUACUUUUACUCUAAUGGAACACACAAUGAUGAAGAGUUAAUGUGUGACUUCUAAAAAAAAUAGACUUGAGAUUCAUGCAAUAGAGUAGUCCUUAUAAGAAAGUACCUAAUAUGGUAGGUAAUGUUGCCUUUCAACCCUGCUCUGAAAGAAUGUAAGAAGGGUACAUUCCUUUUUCUAUAUCUAAGAAGAGUGUACUAGAGUAUAGCACUAAGUACUGCCAGAGCCCAAAGUAGAAAAUCUUAAAUGUUAAGUUUGUUUAGUCAAAGGAAGAAAACCUGAAGUUCAGCCAUCUGUCAUGGAGGUGAUUUUAUAAACUUUAUUUGGAGGGUUUGAGAAUUCUAAUGGGCUUAGACUAUGGUAGAUGGAAAAAUUAAUAGGUAAUAUAAAUUGUGGAUCCAGUUUUUUGCUUGUUUGAUCUGAAAGGAUGGUAAAACUAACUGUGGUUGGGAUAUUUAUGAAUAAAUUUAACAGGCAUCUGAAAAGAUUAUAAAUUACAAGUUGUCAUUGAGUUGGAAUAUGAACCUCAUUUUGAGAGGCCCUGUAUCCCAUCUCAUGUUUAACAAUAAAACAAAAACUAAAGCGGAAUUAAUCAUUUUUAAUGUCUUUUAGUGUUUUAAAGUCAUUUAAUAAUGUCUGUUAAAUCUUAGCUGUUUUGGUUGUCACCUCACCGAAAAUUUAGAGGUAGCACUUGGGACCUGGUUCUCGUUUCCUGACUUCCCAGUCCUAGUCGUGACUGCCCUAUUGAGGUAACUGUCUUUCUAAUCACAGUGCAGGCAUUGAAACCUGCGCACUGUCAAUCCUCAUGAUUUGCAGACUUUGUAUUUGCCGGUUUGCCUGCACACUAAAAUUUAUGCGUACGCCCCAAAUCAAUAUAGUGCUUUUGAUGUUAUUCUUGGACAAACAUAGAGCGGCAAAAAACUUGAGUCAUUCAAAGUACAUGUUCCCAGAUAGGUCAACCAGGGCAACACUGUGUCUUCUUGUUUCAGCUCUCAGACUGUAUAAUAACCAAGUGUCCUUUUCAUGGUCUAGUGCCAUGUUUUUUCUCAUUCUUUUGCUUUUUGUUGGUGAUUUCACUAUUUAAAAUGGCCUCCAACCGUUGUCAUCUGAAGUGCUGUCUAGUUUUCCUAGGCACAGGAAUCCUGUGAUGUUCCUUAAGGAGAAAGUAAUACCUACAUUAAAUAAACUUCAUUCAGGCACGAAUUAUGAUGCUGUUGGCCAUGAGUUUACCAUUAAUGAAUCAACAAUAUUUUAUAUUGUUGGGUUGUUGAAGAUUUGACAAGAGGCUCAUAGGAAUGUAACCCUGUAAAUUCUCUGGGAGCAGUGGUUUAGUGUUGAUGAAUUCAGUGUUUGUGGUAAUUUUAUAGAAUAUAACUACCUCAGAUAACAAGAAUUGACCUUUUGGAACAUGUACAAUCAAGGAAGCAGAGGCAGAAAUAUCUGUGCUCAUUGUAUUAUAGCAAAAAGAGAAAAGAUAAUUUGAGAAAAAUUUUGGCUAUCUCUGGAACAAGUUGAGUCUCGCCAUGUGUAUCAUCGGGUACUGAUUCAUAUUUUUCUCUCAUAGUGAGAUGGAGGAAAUCAGCUCUCUUCCCCCAUCUUACUCAGACUUUCUGAAAAUAAGUUUGUCGCUUUCUGAAAGUAAGAAAUAAAGGACUGCUGUGACUGCCUUUUCCAGUA